UCACCCCCCCUUAAAAGACUUAGAUGCACUAUUGUAAAGUGGCUGUUCCACUGGAUGUCAUAAGGUGAAAGCACCAAUUUGUAAGUCGCUCUGGAUAAGAGCGUCUGCUAAAUGACUUAAAUGUCAAAUGUAAAUGUCGUAAAAUGAGUCCUAUAUCAACAUAACCUGAAAGGCCACUCAGCAAGGAAGAAGCCACUGAAGAAGGGCCUUGGCUAGGGAUGUAUCCUUGUUUUGAAUCCCAGCCACCAUAGGAGGCCUUUUGCCUUUUGGUUGGCCGCCGUUGUAAAUAAGAAUUUGUUCUUAACUGACUUGCCAAGUUAAAUAAAGGUUCAAUAAUAAAUAAAUAAAAUAAAAAUAAAGUACAGAGAGAUAAUUGAUGAAAACCUGCUCCAGAGCACUCAGGACCUCAGACUGGGGCAAAGGUUCACUUUCCAACAGAACAACAACCCUAAGCACACAGACAAGACAACGCAGAAGUGGCUUCGGGACAAGUCUCUGAAUGUCCUUGUGUGGCCCAGCCAGAGCCUGGACUUGAACCCGAUCGAACAUCUCUGGAGAGACCUGAAAAUAGCUGUGCAGCGACGCUCCCCAUCCAACCUGACAGAGGUUGAGAGGAUCUGCAGAGGAGAAUGGGAAAAAAUACAGGUGUGCCAAGCUUGUUCCUGUUAACCCUUUCACACGUACUAUCACACGGGUGUGAUCGUUCUACAGUGGUCCCUGAAGCUUACGAUCACACCCGUGUGUUUAGAACACUCUUUUAGAAUGCUCGUUUAGAACGGCAGUUUCGAAUGACGCAACAAUCAGCGUUUGAGCUGGCCACACUUUUGUCAGAAACUAUUUACACAAACACAGUCCUUACAAAGUUAUGUCCAGAAUGUCAGCAGUUUAUUUUUGGAUGCAUUGUUCAGAUAUUCACAGAAGUAAAUAUAGCAUAACACAAUCAUCCUAACCGGAAAAAAUGUAGGCUACAUUUGUCCUAGCGCUGAGGAAAGAUUGACCCAACACAAGCAGUCAUAUUUUCUAACUCUCGGCUGACGUAAACUACAAUAUGAAUUAGCUAAUAGCAAUUACUAUAUAUAAUUAAUCACAUCACGGGUGAGCUCACCAUUGAUCGAAAUAACUAGGUAAAACACUUUAUAGAAAUCGAAAGUAAUCCGACGAUUAGUUUCAGCGCCCAGCCAUGCAUUUUUUCCUCAGGAAACCGAAGAUAAUAAGAGAAGACGAGAUGAGUUUGGUCUGUUUGUAGUAUGCAUGUUGAAGGGGUGUGUCAUCUACCGUCGUUCACAUCCCACCAUUAACUUCCGGAAGUCCUCAAAUAAUUAGUGAACUCUUACUCACCUCAUUUUGUUGUAACAUCUUUGGUCAAACAGACGUGAAUCCCAGAAUGCAUUGUAUGUCAACAAACAUGGCUACACAGCUGGAAUUAGCUUAGCUCAUCAUAAUCAGUACAACCUUCAAAAAAGUAUUUUACACACAUAAUAUGUGCCCAUUACAAUCUGUGCAAGAAUCGGAAUGCAUGAGUUGUCACCUAGAAUUGAAAACAUGUGAAUAAAAUCGUAAAUACACAAAUAAUUACCACACAAAACAUUUUCUGAUAGUGAUUUAUUGAUACAAGUGGCGCGUGCCGGCAGUCAACCACGUAACCUCCCACUCUGCGCCAUUCAGUGUUGUUGUUUAUGUAUGUAGCUAGUGAGCUAAGCUGUACAUUAACAAUGUCUUUCAAAAGGAAACAACUCACAAAUGUGGAAAUUCUGGAGAUUUUUUUUAAUUCUGACAAUGAGUCUGAGUAUGAAAGUCAGGAAUCAGAUUCUGACAGUGACAGUGAGGAGCUGCCCCUCAACCUUGUAGCCAUUGAGAACCCUGAAUCUGAAUUUCCCUUGUCAACUGAGGAAGUACCAGGUCCCUUUGAAGAUGCUGGUGGUGAUGGAGGCAGACCGACAGUGGAUGAAGUACAGGAGUUCUGUGGUAGCUGGAAGGCCACCAGUCAUUUCACCCCACCUGGCCCUGCUGUCUGCUUUGACGAGUCCCAGUCUGGAGUGCAACGCCCCUUGCCAUUUCCAACUGAGGCAGAGUGCUUCAAGUUGUUUCUCACAGAGGAGCUGGUGGGAGAGAUAGUUGAGGAGACCAAUCGCUAUGCCUUAGAGCUACAGGAGAAGAGAGAGCCAGGAGUGAGGGGGAAACUCGCUAAAUGGGUGACAACCACAAUUAGUGAAAUGUAUACCUUCCUGGUGACAGUCCUUCUCAUGGGAAUAGUAAAGAAGAACUCCCUAAGAGAAUACUGGAGCACAGAUCCUAUGUUUGCAACUCCCUUCUUUGCCUCCCUCUUUUCCCAAGAUCGCUUCCUAGUUCUGCUGCCAUGCCUGCAUUUUGUCAACAAUGCUACUGCCAUCCUAAGUGACCCGUUAUACAAAAUAAGAAAUGUUCUUAUCAGCCUGACAUCAGCAUUUGGUCGGGUCUUUGUGCCAUACAAGGACCUAUGCAUUGAUGAGUCCCUGAUGUUAUGGAAAGGUAGGCUGGCGUUCCGUCAAUAUAUUCCCUCCAAAAGGCACAGGUUUGGAGUCAAGUUCUUUGUCAUGUGCGACGUGAAGACAGGAUUUGUCCAGGAUAUUAUAGUUUACACAGGGUCCACCACUGACAUCAAACAUUAUGAGGGGCUUGGGGUGUCAGGGUCCGUGGUGAUGACCAUGCUGGCUCCUCAUCUCGGCAAGGGACACACUUUGUACGUGGACAAUUGGUACAGCAGUCCCACACUCUUCCAGCAUCUGCUCUCCAACAGCACAGGGGCAUGUGGCACAGUCAGGUCGAACAGGAAGGGGAUGCCGGCAUUCGGAUGCAGGAAGAUGCAGAGAGGGGAGGUGGAGUUCCAAGAGAACGGUCAACAGCUGGCAGUAAAGUGGCAUGACAAGCGAGACGUCCAUGUCCUCUCCACUGUCCAUACAGCAACCAUGUCGGCCACAGGGAAGGUGGACCACCUGACCGGAGAGAGAAAGAUCAAACCAGAUUGUGUGCUUGAUUAUAACCUCAAAAUGGGGGCCGUGGAUAAGGCAGACAUGAUAAACAGCUUUGUGGAAUGCACACGGAAAACGAACAAGUGGUAUAAGAAGAUAUUUUUCCAUCUGAUCGACACUGCUGUCCUCAACGGCAGCAUAGUUCACCGCCAACUAACAGGUAAAGUAAUUACCUACCAAAAAUACAGAGAGAACCUCAUGAGAGAGCUGCUGGAGGAGCACCACACCCCUCGGCGCCCAUCCACUGGGGGUCGUCCUGCUGUAGACAAUCUCCUACGCCUCACUGCACGACAUUUUCCCUGCAAAGUCCCUCAAACUGCUUCUCAAGGUAGUCGCACACGGAGGCAUUGCAAAGUCUGCCUGUCUGGCGCCAGGAGAAGUAAGCAGAGGAAGAUGACAAAAUACAUGUGUCUAGCUUGUGAUACACCUCUAUGUAUUUCACCAUGCUUUGAGGAGUAUCACAUGCUCAAGCAUUAUUGAGCACAUCUGCAGCAAUAGGUGACUGACUGACCUGACAUGUGACUUGACAGGUGACCAGCCAUGAUACUAUGCCUUAGAGAUGGGGGUGGAAAUGCAGUUGUUGUUCAGUCAUUGCAUGGAUAUUAAAUAUGGGUUACGCAUAUUCAGUUUUUUGUCCUCUAGUAAAACAAGUUGUUGAAAUAACUACCAGUACUGCAAUAAAAUAGAUGAAUAUUA
This is a messenger RNA of Oncorhynchus nerka (sockeye salmon), 3704 nucleotides long. Its product is annotated as piggyBac transposable element-derived protein 4-like. Lineage: Eukaryota; Metazoa; Chordata; Actinopteri; Salmoniformes; Salmonidae. The record is from RefSeq and is a predicted model, not a curated record. The transcript has 2 exons. The coding region runs from base 1677 to 3488 and encodes 603 amino acids.